This is a messenger RNA of Penicillium malachiteum, 576 nucleotides long. RefSeq names its product GPI anchored serine-rich protein. Bases 1 to 576 code for a protein of 191 amino acids. NCBI's taxonomy places the organism in Eukaryota, Fungi, Ascomycota, Eurotiomycetes, Eurotiales, Aspergillaceae. The record is from RefSeq and is a predicted model, not a curated record. The transcript has 2 exons.
AUGCGUUUCACCAUUGCUGCUGUUGCCUUCUUCGCUGGCCUGGUUGCCGCCGACACCACCGUCUUCGAGACUGAGCAGGUUACUGUCACCUCUUGCGGUCCUGAGGUCACCAACUGCCCCGCCUCUUCCGGUGUUGCCACCUCCGUUCCCGUUGUCGCUACCUCCGCUGUUGUCCCCAACGGUGUUGGUGCUGCUUCCUCCGGUGCCCCCAGCUGGACCACCGCUGUCCCCGCUGCUCCCGCUACCACCGGUGCCGCUGCCCCUGCUGGCGGUAACACCGCUGCUCAGUCUUACACUGUGAUCGCCCACACCACCUGUGUUCCCACCGUUGUCUACUCCACCAUCCCCAUUGCCCAGACCACCUCCCCCGUUGGCUCUGGCUCUGGCUCUGGCUCCGGCUCCGGCCCCGCCGGCUCCGGUGCUCCCCACGUCCCCUCCUCUAGCAAGGCUGCUCCCAGCGGUGCCUCCGCCUCUGCCUCUCCCUCCAGCACUCCCGUCUACAGCGGUGCUGGUGCCAUCUCUGGCUCCAUGGGCUUCGCCGGUCUCUUCGCCGCCGCUGCCUACAUCCUGGCUUAA